This is a messenger RNA of Gamsiella multidivaricata, 2131 nucleotides long. RefSeq lists its product as uncharacterized. The record is from RefSeq and is a predicted model, not a curated record. Gene Ontology annotation, molecular function: protein binding. The transcript has 3 exons. Lineage: Eukaryota; Fungi; Mortierellomycota; Mortierellomycetes; Mortierellales; Mortierellaceae. Bases 298 to 1821 code for a protein of 507 amino acids.
CAACUUCUUCGUCGAGCACUCAGCCUGCCACCGUUGGAACUACUGCCUCGGCAACCAUCUCGAGUACUACACCCACUUCGUCUCAGUUCACUCGACCGACGCACACCCAGACUUACUCUUCAUCCAGCACAACCUCGAUUGUCUCACAGCAAUCUUCGCCGGCUCUCAACCACAGCCAACCGCCUGCUAGCCCAUCACAGACCUUCCGUCCACCACCUACUCAUACCUACUCGACAUCAAGCACGGCCCCCACGGCCUCGGCGGCAGUCACGACUCCGCAAACCUACCAACCACUGAAUGCCACAGCAGCGACCACUAGCCGCACAGACAUACCAACCACCACCCACCCAUUCGCACACUGAGAAUAAGAAUUUCAUGGAUUCUAAAGACGAUGUCCCGCGGCUGUUCUUGAUCGCACCCACGCUCGAGGAGCCGCUCGUGCGAGGACCCUACAGACCCAUCCGCAUCCUCCUGCCGUGCCAGGCACCUUCGUCCCUCAACGGCGAUGAGGAGUCUGUGCACAUGACGUCCCACAACGGUUAUACCAUCAAGAAUCCAAACGACUUUUUACACAACAAUCGGGAUACUGUCAAGCUGAUGAGCACCAUCACCAGUUAUUUCGCCCGUGCCGCCGCUGUAGGUAGUCAGUAUCAGGCGGCGUUGGGCGUUGUUGGAGACCUGGCUGCCACGGCUGCAGCUUUCUACGCGGCGAACGCGGAUAACAGGACCCAUCUUAACACGGCAGGACUCGACACGGACAGUUUGUACGAGAUGCAUCUGGCGACGGAGAACCAUCAGAGAGAGGCGCUCAAGAUCCUGCUCAUGGCCGCGGCUGCAUCGGACAGGACACAAAGCAUGACAGGCGAACUGAAUGGAAUCGUGUUGAACAAUGGACGGACCAUCUGGGUGUGCAAGGAGUGCUAUGAUCAUAUGCUGAAGGGCGAAUCCAUCAUGGACAAGUACCACGUUUCACUGAGCGACUAUGAGACGCUGACGAAACGCGGACCCGAGGUCAAGGUCACUCUGCGGAGCUCGGCAUCGCUGAUCAUUUUUACAAACGCUCUUUGGAACAACCCCGAGACUCGCAACGUCACGAUCCGUAUCGUCUCUGAGUACUUUGAAACGCCUGAACGGUCCCACCGUGCCGCGCUGAGCUCCAUUCAGUCGUUGUUCAGUGAUUUGGGACAGGCGCUGGCCUCGAAACGACUCACGCAUUUAGAAAUCCACGGCAACUCUGUGUCGGGUGCAAUCUACUCUAACUUACAGUGCGUUCUCAAGUGCUCAACGCUCGAACGACUUUCCAUCCAGGGAUUCCCUCGGUUCCUGCAGGGCGCAAACCUACCAAAGGACUGCAAGCUGCUGACGAAGUUGAUGCUCGAUAACGUGCUGAUCGAUACGGAAGAGGCCGCAAAUAACUUUAGAGGAUUGAUGCACGCCAAUCCGGGAAUCAACCAUUUGCGACUGUCGCGUGCGGGGUUUACACAUGCUGCACUGAGCGUGUUGUUCCUUGUGGAGGGUACUGCGAACAAGGCGAUAUCUGUACCCAAGUUGUUCAUGAGGCUGGUCCAGCUGAGCCUGAGCGACAACAACAUGGAUCAGAUCUCGGCACUGACGUUUGUAAGAAUGGCGUUCUUGAGUGUGAAUCUGACACAUUUGGAUCUAUCCGGAAAUCCGAUGAUUGGCGAUCCCGGCUGUAGGGCGAUCAUGACAUUGUUGAAGGAGAAGAGUCGUAAGCUGGUGGAGCUCAAGACAGAGAGGACGGGGACUGAGAUGCGAACACGGAUGGAGCUUGACCAGAUUUUGUCCAAGUCAUGCUCGUAGAGCAACAUUAACUUUAUUCUUUGUAAAUAAACAUUUUUGCAUGGGCCACAAGAAAGUUCCAGGAGAUUUUAGGAAUUUGCGGAUCGGCUUAAAAGUUACAGCCUAAGCGUUUAGCUUCAGCUGCUACGAGAGGGAACACAGCAAGAUAUGCGGCCGUCCAAUUCUCGAUUCAAAAGUACAUGUGGUCGUGCCUCGUAACAUGGUUCCUAUCGUUCACAAUACAGAGGGCAUAUUUUCGUCGAAAGAUACAGCAUGCGUGUAUGCAUGCAGGGGAAGUGCUUUUGCCAUCAAUUGAGACAGAGCUGGAGGU